Pyricularia oryzae 70-15 is the source of this 858-nucleotide messenger RNA. RefSeq lists its product as uncharacterized. Gene Ontology annotation, cellular component: membrane. The transcript has 3 exons. The coding region runs from base 251 to 541 and encodes 96 amino acids. Lineage: Eukaryota; Fungi; Ascomycota; Sordariomycetes; Magnaporthales; Pyriculariaceae. The record is from RefSeq and is a predicted model, not a curated record.
GUUGUAAACGCGUCACAAUUGUCUGAGUCAAAAAGGAGGCAUACGAGAGCUUAUUUGCUUAGUGUGUAGUCACAACUUAGAAUAAGGUAGUCGUCCAUUUCUUUCGCAGCACGGUUCUGUCAAAACAGUUCUUACUUGCUUUGUUCUACUUUCGCGAAAAAGACAGACGAAAAUACGACAGAGUCGCGUCCACAAAAACAUCACGAAAAGCAAAACAAUACAAUACAUCUCUGUACAACCAAUAGCCAAAAUGGGUGCCGCUUCAGCGAUCUUGAUGGUGAUUAUCACCAUCAUCUUCCCACCUCUCGGAGUCUGGAUGGUAGCCGGCUGCGGCGCCGACCUUCUUGUCAACAUCUGCCUGACGAUCCUAGGGUACAUCCCCGGUCACCUGCACGCGUUCUAUCUCGAGUACGUCUACUACGAUCGCCGUGAGCAGGCGAGGGAGGGCCGCUUCCAUUCUGGUCGCGCGCCAGGCAUCUACAGCGAGAAUGUGCAGUCGGGCGGCGGUGGUUACGGAACCAUUGUCGAGCCUACUCGUUGAAAUGGGGCCAUGCGGCGGCAAGACGAAGUGUAGGUCGUGGCCGGGGCAGUGAUGCUAUAGGGCUUUCAAAUCAUGGUACGGAUUUCUGGGCCAAACGGAAACUACAAUGGAUAAAGAUCACGGCGUUGUUUGGCACAGAAUUUAUAACUGUUGGGCACUGCUUGAUUAGGAACUGCACGGUUUGGAUUUGUUGGUCCUUGGCGAUGGAGACUAAUCUUAGUUUGAGCCUUCCAUGAUAUUUACAGUUCACCAAUAGGACAAUUGACUUUAAUGCGGGCGCAGUCUCUCGUCUUACGUACUUGCCUAGAGAAAAUAGC